Messenger RNA from Lotus japonicus, 2378 nucleotides. RefSeq lists its product as uncharacterized. The record is from RefSeq and is a predicted model, not a curated record. The transcript has 3 exons. The coding region runs from base 717 to 1406 and encodes 229 amino acids. NCBI's taxonomy places the organism in Eukaryota, Viridiplantae, Streptophyta, Magnoliopsida, Fabales, Fabaceae.
CACCUGGCACUAAGUUCUCUUUGAAUAAUUUUUUAUUUUUUGAAGACAAUCUUUAUUUUAUCCAAAACAAAUUUUAAUAAAAAAAUAAAAUAACCAUUGCGUUUCAAUUCACGUGAUCGAGUUCGUUAGAUCCACGCUUCAAUUCACUCUUCUGCUUUCAUUCACAUGAUGGUGCGAGUGCGAGAAGCUGCGAUUGCGAGUGUGAUUGCAACUGCGAUUGUGACUGUGAUUGCGAGUUCCAGUUCGAUUGCGAGUGUGAUUUCGAGUUUGUUAGGGUUUCAAUUCAUCUUCUACUUCCAUUUCUCUUAUUGAGUGAGCCAAAACAACAUCAAUCGUCAAUUUCACUUGCGUCUGGUUGCGUUUUUGGUGAUUUUUCUACUGUUGAGGGAUUUGCAGAGAAGUUGUUUGAAGAAAGGCAUCACUGGUCUCUUCAGGUUCAUUCCUUUUGGAAAUUUAUUGUUCAGAAAACCAAAGAUGAUGAAGAAGGAUUGAGUUGACUUGCCUCGAUAUAGUGAAGAUUAUAUUGCUGGUGUUAGACACUUUUUGGAGGUUGCAUUUACUAAAGGCAGGUUUGAAGGAGAAGAAAUUUUGUGCCCCUGUGCUGUGUGUUGUAAUGAUAGUUGGGAAAAAAAGAUGUAGUGUUUGAUCAUUUGGUAAGCAAGGGAUUUGUAGAAGGAUACACAAAUUGGAUUUACCAUGGUGAAGACAUAACUGAUAUGGAUCUAGAUAGCGAUACUGAUGGUAAUGACUCUUUUGAUGAUAUUGAUGCCUUAUUGGUUGAGACAUUUAAGGAUGUGGCUGAAGCUGGUAGAGUGCAUGAAGGCCUCAAUGAAGAUGCAAAGAAAUUUUAUAACCUAGUUGAAGAUGCAAAUCAAGAGUUGUAUCCUGGUUGUAAAAAAAUUUCCACUUUAUCGUUCACUAUUCGAAUAUAUCUCCUAAAAUCUCUCUACGGAUGGAGCAUUGCAUCGUUCACUGCUAACCUGGAGUUAUUGAAAGAAGCUAUUCCAGAUUUGAACAUCCCUAUCUCUUUCAAUAAAACAAAAUCUAUGAUAAGAAACUUGGGCUUAGACUACAAAAAGAUUGAUGCAUGCCCCAACAAUUGCAUGCCGUUUUGGAAAGAGCAUGUAAAUUCUGACUCAUGUCAUAAUUGUGGAGCCUCAAGGUGGGUUGAUUUUCCUGAAGUGGAUCAUGGCCUUGAAGAAUCUACAAAAGCUCACAAAGUUCCUAUCAAAGUGCUAAGACAUUUUCCUUUAAUUCCGCGACUGAAAAGACUUUUUAUGUGUUCAAAGACAGCUAAUUCCUUGAGGUGGCAUGCAGAAGAGCGUUCAAGGGAUGGUAAGUUAAGGCAUCCUGCUGAUGGCCAAACAUGGAAAGACUUUGACUCAGCAUCAAGAAUUUGCUCGUGAUACUCGUAAUAUUAGGCUUGGGUUGGCCAGUGAUGGGUUCAAUCUGUUUAGAAAUAUGAGUUUAUCAUAUAGCACAUGGCCUGUGGUUUUAACAAUAUAUAAUUAUCCUCCAGAUUUGUGUUUGAAGGCAGAAAAUUGUAUGAUGUCAUUACUUAUUCCCGGACCACGAUCUCCUGGAAAUGCAAUUGAUGUCUAUCUACAGCCACUCAUUGAGGAGCUAAAGUUGUUGUGGGAUGUAGGGGUAGAUACAUAUGAUAUUUCUAGAAAUCAAACAUUUAAAUUGCAUGCAUCUCUUUUAUGGACUGUUAAUGACUACCUUGUAUACGCUAUGUUAUCUGGUUGGAGGACUAAAGGGAAGUUGGCCUGCCCUGCCCUGCAUGUAAUUAUGCAACUUCUUCUACUUACUUAAAACCUAGCAGGAAGAUGUGCUAUAUGGGGCAUCGAGUCUUUUUAGAUUCAAAUCAUGAGUGGAGGUCAAAAACAGACGCAUUCAAUGGAAAGACGGAAUAUAGGACUGCACCCUCCUUGUUAGAUGCAAAUACCAUUUUAGAAGACUUACAAGGCAUCCUCGAUGUAUUAGGGAAGAAUAAGAAGAGAAAGAGAGAUGGUCCAUGGAGAAAAAAAAUCUGUCCCUGAGGAAUAACCAUUUGUUGAGGUGGCAAGGGCGUGGGAUUCAUGUGGGUAGAGCUGGAAAGACUGUGUAGAGGGUAUAAGAAGGGAAAUGUGGGAAAGGGAGAUGUAUGCAGUUAUAUCUUUAGGCUUGGGCUGAGAAUUAUCAUUCUUUUUCUUUGUAUUUCCUGCUACUGAUUAUGAUUUACAUCAGAGUCCUACUCUGGUACCUAACACUCAGCAAUCCUUGUAUGUUGAAUUGCUCAAUGUAUGUCAAUUUUGAUGUCAAGAUUGUGAAACUUGUCAAUGCUUGGGAUAUGAAAAUGUUUUGAAAAAAAAUCUGAUAUAAUGUUUUAUUUUGCU